Molecule: messenger RNA, 5527 nt
Organism: Mesoplodon densirostris (Blainville's beaked whale)
Lineage: Eukaryota; Metazoa; Chordata; Mammalia; Artiodactyla; Ziphiidae
Gene: EPAS1
Product: endothelial PAS domain protein 1
Exons: 18
Coding region: 543-3440 (965 amino acids)
Biological process (GO): regulation of transcription by RNA polymerase II; cellular response to hypoxia
Cellular component (GO): cytoplasm; nucleus; transcription regulator complex
Molecular function (GO): DNA-binding transcription factor activity, RNA polymerase II-specific; protein dimerization activity; RNA polymerase II transcription regulatory region sequence-specific DNA binding
Source: RefSeq, a predicted model, not a curated record
GCCCCGCGAGCCCGACAUUCGCGAGCGGUCCGCCGCACAGCUCCGGCGCCCGUCGCCUCCCGCCCCAGCUUUCCUGAGGCGGCCGUACAAUCCUCGGCAGUGUCCUGAGACUGUAUGGUCAUCUCAGCCUCCGCGUCCUCCCGGCCCCGGACUCUGCCAACUCCCGUCGUUUGAGCCACUUCUUCUUUUUUGAAAACCCAGAAGAGUGACUCCUGACUCCUUUUCAAAGGAAAAAGGAACCUCGGCCCCCUUCUCGCUGCCCUUCUUUUGCGUGUGACAGCCUCCUCCCACUCCUUUUCCCGACCCCGCCUCCGCGUGCAGGUUCCUCCCCGUCACCUUUCUCCACCCCCUCCCCCGCACCUAGCCAGCCGCCCGCAAACUUCCACCUGGCUGUGCGGGCGCUCGGGACCUGCGAGCACUCGGGACCUUUAACACAGGCGCGGGCCUCCGGGAGUGGGCUAGGGCCACAGCGAAAGUAGCGGCGGCAGCCCCCACCGGCCCUGGAGCUCAGGUGCUCAGCGUCUCAAAGGGCCCCCGCGACAAUGACAGCUGACAAGGAGAAAAAAAGGAGUAGCUCGGAGAGGAGGAAGGAGAAGUCCCGAGAUGCUGCCAGGUGCCGGCGGAGCAAGGAGACGGAGGUCUUCUACGAGCUGGCCCACGAGCUGCCCCUGCCUCACAGCGUGAGCUCCCACCUGGACAAGGCCUCCAUCAUGCGGCUGGCCAUCAGCUUCCUGCGUACACACAAACUCCUGUCCUCAGAGCUCACCUUCUUCAAAAUACCAUUUCCUGUUAGUCCUGACCAGAAAGAGGUGGCCUGGGGAUUCUGCCAGUGUCAGCGAAAAGGAGUACAGGAUUUGUGGACAGUUGGACCUGCCCUGGAACCUCAGUCGGGCUGCCUUCCUUCUCUGCAGCCUUGUGAAAACCUCUUGACUACCUUUGAGCUUUACUUUCUCAUCUGCACAAAGAGGAUACCAGUACUUACCGUGGACAUUGGAUAUGAAAGCCCUUUUCCUCUUGCCUGCCACAUAUGGGCCAUCAUUUGCUCUGAAAGUGAGCCUGAAGCUGAGGCUGACCAGCAGAUGGACAACUUGUACCUGAAAGCCUUGGAGGGCUUCAUUGCCGUUGUGACCCAAGAUGGCGACAUGAUCUUUCUGUCAGAAAACAUCAGCAAGUUCAUGGGACUCACACAGGUGGAGCUAACAGGGCACAGUAUCUUUGACUUCACUCAUCCCUGUGACCACGAGGAGAUCCGUGAGAACCUGAGUCUCAAAAAUGGCUCUGGUUUGGGGAAGAAAAGCAAAGAUAUGUCCACAGAGCGGGACUUCUUCAUGAGGAUGAAGUGCACAGUCACCAACAGAGGCCGCACCGUCAACCUCAAGUCAGCCACCUGGAAGGUCCUGCACUGCACGGGCCAGGUGAAGGUCUACAACAACUGCCCCCCUCACAGCAGUCUCUGCGGCUGCAAGGAGCCGCUGCUGUCCUGCCUCAUCAUCAUGUGUGAGCCCAUCCAGCACCCGUCCCACAUGGACGUCCCCCUGGACAGCAAGACCUUCCUGAGCCGCCACAGCAUGGACAUGAAGUUCACCUACUGUGACGACAGAAUCACAGAACUGGUUGGUUACCACCCUGAAGAGCUGCUUGGCCGCUCAGCCUACGAGUUCUACCAUGCACUGGACUCAGAGAACAUGACCAAAAGUCACCAGAACUUGUGCACCAAGGGUCAGGUGGUGAGUGGCCAGUACCGGAUGCUUGCGAAGCACGGGGGCUACGUGUGGCUGGAGACUCAGGGGACGGUCAUCUACAACCCUCGCAACCUGCAGCCCCAGUGCAUCAUGUGUGUGAACUACGUCCUGAGUGAGAUAGAGAAGAACGACGUGGUGUUCUCCAUGGACCAGACGGAGUCCCCGUUCAAGCCGCACCUGAUGACCAUGAAUAGCAUCUUUGACAACAGUGGCAAGGUGGCUGUGUCUGAGAAGAGCAACUUCCUGUUCACCAAGCUGAAGGAAGAGCCCGAGGAGCUGGCCCAGCUCGCACCCACCGCAGGAGAUGCCAUCAUUUCUCUGGAUUUCGGGAGCCAGAACUUUGAGGAGUCCUCAGCCUACGGCAAGGCCAUCCUGCCGCCAGGCCAGCAGUGGGCCGGAGAGCCCAGGAGCCACGGCGCCCACACUGAGGCCGGGAGCCUGCCCGCCUUCACCGUGCCCCAGGCAGCCGCCCCUGGGAGCACCACCCCCAGUGCCGCCAGCAGCAGCAGAAGCAGCAGUAGCUGCUCCACGCCCAGCAGCCCUGGAGACUAUUAUCCAUCUCUGGAGGAUGAUCUGAAGAUUGAAGCAAUCGAAAAGCUCUUUGCCAUGGAUACAGAGGCGAAAGACCAGUGCAGCACCCAGACGGACUUCAAUGAGCUGGACCUGGAGACCCUGGCACCCUACAUCCCCAUGGACGGGGAGGACUUCCAGCUCAGUCCCAUCUGCCCCGAGGAGAGCCUCUUGCCGGAGACACCCCAGUCCACCCCCCAGCACUCCUUCAGUACCAUGUCGAACAUCUUCCAGCCACUGGCCCCGAUGGCCUCUCACAGCCCUUUCCUCCUGGACAAGUAUCAGCUGGAAAGCAAGAAGAUAGAGCCCGAGCAGCGGCCUGUGUCCUUCAUCUUCUUCAACGGUGGGAGCAAGGUGUCCCUACCACCGUGCUGUGGCCAGACCUGCACCCCUCUCUCCUCCAUGGGGGGCAGAUCCAACACACAGUGGCCCCCUGAUCCGCCAUUACACUUGGGGCCCACGAAGUGGCCCGGCGAAGAUCAGCACGUGGAGUCCUUGGGGGCCUCGCCCUUGGGGCCCCCCAUCACUGCCCACCAUCUCUCCAUGUUCAAGAAGAGGUCUGCAAAGGGCUUCGGGCCUCAGGGCCCAGACGUGAUGAGCCCGGCCAUGGUCGCCCUCUCCAACAAGCUGAAGCUGAAGCGACAGCUAGAAUACGAGGAGCAAGCCUUCCAAGACCUGAGUGGGGGGGAUCCACCAGGCAGCAGCACUUCACAUUUGAUGUGGAAAAGGAUGAAGAGUCUCAGGGGCGGUGGGAACUGCCCUCCGAUGCCGGACAAGCUGCCGAGCGCAAACAUCCCCAGUGAUGAGUUCGUCCGAAAUCCCAUGAGGGGCGGGAGCCAGCCCCUGAGACACUUAACACCGCCACGGCUGCCGGCUGCCGUGAGCCCCGGGGAGCCUGCCAAGAGGGGGUUCCCCCCGCAUUGUUACACCCCCCAGUAUCAGGACUACAGCCUACCAGCGGCUCACAAGGUGUCAGGCAUGACAAGCCGGCUGCUCGGACCCUCGUUUGAGCCCUACCUGCUGCCGGAAUUGACCAGAUAUGACUGUGAGGUGAACGUUCCUGUCCCAGGAAGCUCCACGCUCCUCCAAGGAGGGGACCUCCUCAGAGCCCUGGACCAGGCCACCUGAGCCAGGGCCACCCACUGACAGGCACCCCUUCCCAUGCCGUCCCACCAGCUUCACGGUCUCCGUCUGUUUUUUUGCAACUAGAUAUUUCUAACACCAACACACUUUUUACAAGAUAUACUUACCUGGCAAACUUGCCCAGGUCACCAAGUAGUGGCCUUUUUCUGAAGAUGCUCACUUUAUUAUUCAUAUUUUUAAAAUACAAUUGUUUUACCUGCUAUGUUUUGCUCUGUCAAUGGAAAUGUUCUUAAAUUUUAUAAGAUUGUUCUCUCCCCAACUUCAAUUACUUCUAAUUUAUAUUAUUCACGGGUCCCUCUGUCUCUCACACACAAUAUUCAUACUAACAAGUUUGGUGUAUGUUUGUUUGUUCUCCUUUAGGGAAAGCUUUGGCUUCAUUUAACUAGAAGGAUUUUGUUGUUGUUGCCAAAGAGAAACAAAAUAAUUUUGCUUUCUAAGCUUGAUUUGUGGCCUCUUUACCGCUCAGCCCUCCUCCUUUUGUAAAACUAAUCAUCACUAUUGUAAAUUUCAGUCUUUUUUUUUUUUUUAAGCCAACUCUUUGCUCUAAUUUUGAUAUAACUUUUGGGGGAAAAAAUGUGAAGGGUGAACUCCAUUGUAUGUGGUGGUUAUCUGUGAAAGUUACACAGUAUGGCUUUUCCUAAACUGGUGUUUUUCCCCUGCAUUUGGUGGAGUUUUUUAAAUUAUUAUUAUUCAAAAACAUAACUGAGUUUUUUAAAAAGAAAAUUUAUAUCUGGGUUAAGUGUUUAUCAUAUAUAUGGGUACUUUGUAAUAUCUAAAAACUUAGAAAUGGAAUCCUGCUCACAAAAUCACUUUAAGAUCUUUUUUAAGCUGUUAAUCUUUUUCCUGGUGUUGCUGACACUGCAGAAUUGUACAGAACUCCACAGGCCCGUACUAACCCUGCUCAAGGUCUCCCUCUGUUGCCUUUUUGCUUUCGGGACAUGCCGUAGGCGUGACACACAAUCCAGAAAGUGGAAUCAUUCUGUGGGAGCACUGCAAGCUGUCUUCUCCUCAUGUUCUGUAUGUAUUAUGUAUGUAUGUAUGUAUUAUUAUUACUGCCAAGAGGGUCUGACUGACAGCACGUCAGGGGUGGGGGGUAGGGACAAAUAGGGGAAGCGCUUUAAACUCUUCUUCAGGUUUCAUUGCCAGCCCUUCAAGUGCACUGAGCUAUGUGACUCUAAUGGUCUUUCAUGGGGCACAUUUGGGUAUUUCCAGAACUACCAUGAGAUGAUUUAGAUGGGAAUUCAUGAAAGAAAGUGAGGAUUUGGAAAUGGUAUAGGGACCCAGUCCACAUCCUCCCAGUUCACCACCUUGGAGCCCAUGGAGCUGGGCAGAGGGAAUGCACAAAGGGGGGCUCCUGGUCCUGACCAGCUGCAUCCUCAUGCCCCUUCCUCAGCCACGCCAUCAGAUCGCCCUACACGGCCGAGGUGCAGCAGGCAGCCCCCCGGGGACAGCCCCUGGCCCUCCUUGAGGUCUGUCUGUCCCCAGAAGUGAUGUGUCUAGGGUAGGAAGUACUGAAAACAGUGUUCUCAGAGCGUCUUAUAACUCACCAGGUAAGAGGGACGAUGCCAUGUGUUUUUGAAAUAGCAAUCACGUGAAACUUUUCCGUCAUGGGUACAAUGAAGAAGUUUCUAGAAACACACAAAGCAAAACACAGCAAGCCAAGAAGUUGGUAAGGCUGGAUGGACUUACUGCCCAAAACAAAAUAAAAUUUAAAUUUCAAAAGAAAAAUUACCUAGUCACUGUGUUGCCAAAAAUGUUACUUGAGCACCACAGCCCCGCCUCACGUACGGCAGGCGGCAGAACUUGAAGGGUUACGGACAUGUAAGCGCUGGUGUUUGGUUUUCUCUGUGUGUUUGCCUCAGCACGAAGGGCAUUUUACCCUUGCAGUUGUACUAAAACACUCUGAAAAAUAUUCCAAACUGCAUAUUAACUUUAUCUAUCAACAUAAUGAUUUCGUGAACAUUAUUAUGAAUGUCAAAUUCCUACUGACAGCGUUGUUACUAUACGGGAGCUUCACUUUAUACGGAGAUGUAUUUUGACACCUGCCAUCUCAUUAAAGUCUUCUGAUCCUA